Lasiodiplodia theobromae is the source of this 534-nucleotide messenger RNA. RefSeq lists its product as uncharacterized. Gene Ontology annotation, molecular function: acireductone dioxygenase [iron(II)-requiring] activity. The record is from RefSeq and is a predicted model, not a curated record. The transcript has 3 exons. NCBI's taxonomy places the organism in Eukaryota, Fungi, Ascomycota, Dothideomycetes, Botryosphaeriales, Botryosphaeriaceae. The coding region runs from base 1 to 534 and encodes 177 amino acids.
AUGAAGGCUUACUGGUUCGACAACCUUCCGGGCGACCAGCGCGAGCCCCAUGACUCGGGCCGCGAGGUGCCGGCCGACUACCUCGAGGCGCUGGGCAUCCGCUACUUCCACUACCCGGACCUGGACGCCGUCAACGCGCUGGCGGCCGAGCGCAACUACAAGAACCGCGACGAGGUGACCAUCUCGCCGACGACGCUGCCCGAGUACGAGACCAAGGUCAAGAACUUCUUCGCCGAGCACCUGCACGAGGACGAGGAGAUCCGCUACAUCCUGGAUGGCGCCGGCUACUUCGACGUCCGCAGCGACGGCGACGAGUGGGUGCGCAUCAGGCUCGAGAAGUACGACUUGAUGAUCAUGCCCGCCGGCAUCUAUCACCGCUUCACGACCGACGAGAAGAACUACACCAAGGCUAUGCGCCUCUUCCAGGACGAGCCCAAGUGGACGCCGCUGAACCGCGGCGAGGAGACCGAUAAGAACAAGUUCAGGCAGGAUUACCUGAAGAACGUGAGCGGCGUCGCUGCCACUUCGGCAUGA